This is a messenger RNA of Thunnus maccoyii (southern bluefin tuna), 1400 nucleotides long. RefSeq lists its product as uncharacterized. Bases 1 to 633 code for a protein of 210 amino acids. Lineage: Eukaryota; Metazoa; Chordata; Actinopteri; Scombriformes; Scombridae. The record is from RefSeq and is a predicted model, not a curated record. The transcript is spliced from 5 exons.
AUGAUUCCAUAUGGUUUGUUGCACCCGCUGUCCUCAGUCCGCUUUGAAGAAAAAAUCCAGUUCUCUGCAAGUCAGGAUCUCUCCUUAGCAAGAAGCAAAUGGUUCACACUCCCCGAGACUGAGAACCGAGGCGAUGUGUGGAGCAUCAAGCCACCCGAUUUCUCUCUUAAACUGUACAGUCACAAGAGGAAAGACUCUCCAAAGUUCAUCACAUCAUAUCGGCCUCCUGAUGCUCUGGAGUCUGAGCUUAUGUACGUCAAGAGGGGGAAAUACCCUACUAGGCCUUUCAAGAACCACAAACCUCAUAACUUCAGACCGCUUGAUGAAGACCUUCCAGACGUAGUAACUGCUUAUGAGAGGGACCCUGGUAACCUCAAUUUAAAAUUAAGGCACCUCGACAUCAUGCGUACCACCAGAUCAGAGUCAGACUUUAGUUCGAGGGACACCAAGACAAGGAUGAACACCUAUAAACCUGCAGAGCCUAGAUGGGAUGCGAGGCUCAUGCUCCCUCACCGACCCUGGCCUCCAAAAUCAGCUUCCUACACAAGACACCGGCGAAGACGAGGAGCCUACAGUGCGUUCUUGGACCGUGUGGAAGAGAAACUCUCAAAAUCCUGGAAAAACAGAUCAUGAUUCUCUUUUUAAAUGUGUUUUUUUAAUUAGUUUAACAUGUGCAUAUUUGUUUUCCUUUAGAAAAAAGUGUAAUGUGGUUCCAAAUUAUAGACUAUACAAACAGGAAAUAGGGAUGAAAAACUUGAUAAAAUACAGUUGUGAUCAUAAAACACAGCAAAACAGUGAUGCUUUAGGAAAGAAAUAAGAGUAUAAGACAUUGUUAAGGAGCACAACAGUGACUAUGCAUAUAGUUUUAUGUUGUAGCCACAAGGUUUGGAUUUGUUUCAAUACAGUGUAAAUGAAAAACAGCUACAGUAUGUUAUUGUUGAGUGGUAACGCAGCUGAAAGCACAAAAAAAUGAAAAAAAAAGGUAUUAUUAGAGAUUAUUUUAGCUUUAAGAUGAUGGCAGAAGACAUGCAGUGAUUGUGGUGUCAUGAACCACUAUAAGAAGCCCACUGGUCCACUGACAGCUGCUCAUUCGGCACCCCAAGAAAUAUAAACACAUGAAGCCUGCACAUGUUCGAAGCAUAUCUGAAAUAGCUCCGUUGAAUGAACCAUCUGUGACUCUGUGCAUAACUCACACACUAAAUAUAAAAUCAAAAGAAUAUCAGCAACUGCAUUAAACCGCAUGAACCCCAAAGGCUGCUGUAUGUUUUUUCUUAUCAUCUUUUCAUAACAUAAAGAAAUAAAAUCUUCCAUCUCAUUAAAAAAGGCUUAUUGCAGCAUGGAUAAUAAAGAUUUUAUUUACUAGUGUCAUUGAUCUUUUCAGAAAGUGUAUAUGACUUUUA